UGUGUUUUACCUGCGACAUUUUACAUCUGAGCUUAAAGGUCAAAACUAAGCAAAACGUAUUCUUUUUAGCUGUUUAUGCAGGAAUUUUUAUUUGCUCUUGGAAGCCUCGAACGUUUUGAGGUAUCUCAAUCAAGUGUGACUCAUCAGUCUUACUCAUGCGGCUUCAUGAAAAAUAAAUGAAUCAUGGAGGACACACAAACAUUCAGCGAUGGAGAUUUUUCUCCAGGAUGCAGGGAGAGAUCAAAUUCACCAGAGCCCAGCUGUGUGUCCAUGAAGAGUGACCAGUCUAUGGACAACAUGAUAAAAUUUAAGGGAAAAAAGACAUCAACUGAUCUGAGGGAGAGAUCAAAUUCACCAGAGCCCAGCUGUGUGUCCAUGAAGAGUGACCAGUCUUUGGACAAAAGAAUACAAUUUAAGGGAAGAAACACAUCAACUGAUCUGAGUCGAUUCCACAGGGAGAGAUCAAAUUCACCAGAGCCCAGCUGUGUGUCCAUGAAGAGUGACCAGUCUAUGGACAACAUGAUAAAAUUUAAGGGAAAAAACACAUCAACUGAUCUGAGUCAGUUGCGCAGGCAGAGCUUAAACCCACUGGAGCCCAGCUGUGUGUCCAUGAAGAGUGACUUGUCUAUGUACAACAUGAUAACAAAGGGAAGACGCACAACUAAUCUGAGUCUUGACUCUCAGCUGAUCAAAAGCAGAUUCAAAUCAAAUCUUAUGAAGAAGUUUCAGUGUCUGUAUGAAGGAACAGCAAAGCAGGGAAACCCAACACUCCUGAAUGAGAUCUACACAGAGCUCUACAUCACAGAGAGUGAAAGUGGAGAGAUCAAUAAUGAGCAUGAGGUGAGACAGAUUGAGACACAAUCCAGGAGAGCAGCAACAGAGGACACACCAAUCAAAUGCAAUGACAUCUUUAGACCUUUACCUGGACAAGGCAAACCCAUCAGAACUGUGUUGACAAAGGGAGUCGCUGGCAUUGGAAAAACAGUCUCUAUGCAGAAGUUCAUUGUGGACUGGGCUGAAGGGAAAGAGAAUCAGGACGUCCAGCUCAUAUUUCCACUUCCUUUCAGAGAGCUCAACUUAAUGAAGGACAAAACACUCAGUCUUUCAGAUCUUCUUCAUGUCUUUUUUCCUGAAACCAAAGAAAUGAAACCAUUAAGUGAUGAAUAUAAAGUCUUGUUCAUCUUUGAUGGUCUGGAUGAGUGUCGUCUGUCUCUGGAUUUUCAGAGUGAUGUGAGUUUCUGUGAUGUAAAUGAAUCCACCUCAGUAGAUGUGCUGCUGACGAAUCUCAUUGCAGGGAAUCUGCUUCCCUCUGCUCUCAUCUGGAUCACCUCCAGACCAGCAGCAGCUGAUCUCGUCCCCUCUGAGUGUGUCCAUCGAGUGACAGAGGUAAGAGGCUUCAAUGACCCACAGAAGGAGGAAUACUUCAGGAAGAGAAUCAGUGAUCAGAGUCUGACCAAUACAAUCAUCACACACCUGAAGUCAUCAAGGAGCCUUCACAUCAUGUGCCACAUCCCAGUGUUCUGCUGGAUCUCAGCCACUGUUCUAGAGAAGAUGUUGGGGAAGGCAUGGAAAGGAAAGAUCCCCAAGACUCUCACUCAAAUGUACACACACUUCUUGAUCAUUCAGACCAACAUCAAACAUGAGAAGGGCUUUGAGAAGAAAGUGAAGGAUGAAGACAUGAUUCUCAAACUGGGGAAACUGGCGUUUCAGCAGCUUGUGAAAGGCAACCUGAUCUUCUAUGAGGAAGACCUGAGAGAGUGUGGCAUUGAUGUGACAGAAGCAUCAGUGUACUCAGGACUGUGCACUCAGAUCUUCAGAGAGGAGUUGGGCUUGUAUCAGGGGAAAGUCUUCUGCUUUGUUCAUCUGAGCAUUCAGGAACAUCUAGCAGCUCUAUAUGCGCAUAUCUCCUUUACAGACAAGAAUAGAAAUGUGUUUGACAAAAUCGGCAAACAAAGGUUGUUAUCUAUGGUUUUAAACCUUAAGAAAUCUAAUUCCAUAUCUGAGCUGCAUCAGAGAGCUGUUGAUGAGUCUUUACAGAGUAAGAAUGGACAUCUAGACCUUUUCCUGCGUUUUCUUCUGGGUCUCUCAUUGGAGUCCAAUCAGACUCUCUUACAAAAACUACUGACACAGACAGGAAGCUGCUCCUACAGCAAAGAGGAAACAGUUCAGUACAUCAAACAGAAGAUCAGGAAGAAAUGCUCUCCAGAGAGAUCCAUCAAUCUGUUCCACUGUCUGAAUGAACUGGGUGAUGAUUCACUGAUGAAGGAGAUCCAAGAUUAUCUGAGAUCUGGAGAAAUAGGAAAAACCAAACUUUCCUCUUCACAGUGGUCAGCUUUGGUUUAUGUGUUGCUGACAUCAGAGCAGAAGAUGGAAGAGUUUAAGCUGAAUAAGUUUGUUGGAGCACAAAAUAAAGCAGAUGAAGUUCUUCAGAAUCUGCUGCCUGUGGUUAAAGAAUCCAGAUCAGUUCAGUUGAGUGAUUGUGGUGUCACAGAUGAAGGUUGUGUUGCUCUGGCUUCAGCUCUGAGAUCAAACCCCUCACACCUGAGAGAACUGGAUCUGUCUAAAAAUAAACUAAGAGCUUUAGGAGCGAAUCUUCUCUCUGCUGGACUUACAGAUCCUCACUGUAAACUGAAGAUACUGAGGUUGAGUGAUUGUGGUGUCACAGAUGAAGGUUGUACUGCUCUGGCUUCAGCUCUGAGAUCAAACCCCUCACACCUGAGAGAACUGGAUCUGACUGGAAAUAAACUAGGAGACUCAGGAGUGAAUCUGCUCUCUGCUGUACUGAAGGAUCACUGUAAACUGGAGAUACUGAGGUUGAGUAAUUGUGGUGUCACAGAUUGUGCUGCUCUGGCUUCAGGUCUGAGAUCAAACCCCUCACACCUGAGAGAACUGGAUCUGUCUGGAAAUAAACUAGGAACGUCAAGUGUAAAUUCACUCUCUGCUGUACUGAAGGAUCCUCACUGUAAACUGAAGAAACUGAGGUUGAGACAUUGUGAUGUCACAUAUAAAAGUUGUGCUGCUCUGGCUUCAGCUCUGAGAUCAAACCCCUCAUACAUGAGAGAACUGGAUCUGACUGGAAAUAAACUAGGCUCAGGAGUGAAUUUGCUCUCUGCUGUACUAAAGAAUCCUCAUUGUAAAUUGGAGAUACUGAGGUUGAGUGAUUGUGGUUUCACAGACGAAGGUUGUGCUGCUCUGGCUUCAGCUCUGAGAUCAAACCCCUCACACCUGAGAGAACUGAAUCUAUCUAAAAAUGAACUAAGUGUGUCAGUAGUGAAUCUGCUCUUUGAUGUACUGAAGGAUCCUCAGUGUAAACUGGAGAUACUGAGGUUGAGUAAUUGUGGUGUCACAAAUGAAGAUUGUGCUGCUCUGGCUUCAGCUCUGAGAUCAAACCCUUCACACCUGAGAGAACUAGAUCUGUCAUGUAAUAAACUAAGAUACACAGAUGUGAAGCUGCUCUAUGAUCUGAAGGAUGAUCCACAUUAUGAACUGAAGAUGCUUCUGUUUGGAUAUACAGAAUCAACAGACACAAACCCAUAGUGAUCAUCACACAUGGAUGUGUUGGAGUAACUUUCCAUAUCAAACAAAUCCUUGAUCCAAAGUCAGACAAGGAAACCUAUUUGUUUCUUCUUCAGAUGUGACAUUUCUACUGGUACCCCAUUAUACAUGAUAAUAUUACUAGUUGUUUAUGGCAGUCUGUGUACAAAUUAUGUAACUUAUUUGACCUCAGGUACAGGCCACAAACCUGAGAGAAACCACCCAGCUCAGAUGAGCUCUAACAGUGUUAAAUUGAGGGAAAACGGACACAUCAAAUUACAUUUUACACUUUAGUUAGCAUGUCCUGACAGAAUGACUGUCCACAUGAAUCACUGUGUAAAACUUAUAUCUGAAUAGCCUGUAAAAAUGUAAAAAUUUACAUGUAUUAAAAUGUAACAAAAACUUUUAUAAAACAAAAAACUGUUGUUUCAUGCAUGCCAUUUCUUGGUGUAUAUGGAAGUAGUUGUUUUUCUCCAGUUCCAGAAGCUUCAGUAUUUUUGAGGCAAGCCCCUAAACACAAAACCUAGAUGGAGAAUGAGACGAGAUUCAGAUGAAUAAGAGACUCUUUAUUGACACUUUUCAUGGUAGUAUGUAAAUAGAUGUUUAUGAUGUGUAAUCUUGUAUAUUUAAAUGUACAACUAUUCUGAGAACAUCUGAAUCUC
Molecule: messenger RNA, 4196 nt
Organism: Megalobrama amblycephala (Wuchang bream)
Lineage: Eukaryota; Metazoa; Chordata; Actinopteri; Cypriniformes; Xenocyprididae
Product: NACHT, LRR and PYD domains-containing protein 3-like
Exons: 14
Coding region: 184-3537 (1117 amino acids)
Molecular function (GO): protein binding
Source: RefSeq, a predicted model, not a curated record